Messenger RNA from Bursaphelenchus okinawaensis, 3846 nucleotides. Lineage: Eukaryota; Metazoa; Nematoda; Chromadorea; Rhabditida; Aphelenchoididae. The record is from the annotation of a GenBank genome assembly.
AUGCGAACUUCAAAGACAAGGACAAGCCAAGUUCUGUUCGCAAAAGCAACAUUGCUGCGGCCAAAGCUGUUUCUGAUGCAAUUCGGACAAAUUUGGGACCAAGGGGAAGGAAUGGACAAGAUGAUCCAGGCUGGAAAUGGGGAAGUUACCAUCACUAAUGACGAUGCGACCAUCUUGGCUCAAAUGGCUGUCAUUCACCCUACUGCUAAAAUGGUAUGUUUAGAUUAAUGUUUUUGUGAUUUUAGAUAGUAAAUCAGCUACUUUUGGAGGGAUUUACGUUAUGAUCUAUUUUUUCAUGUUUAAAAACCAAAGAUACUUGUAAAAUGGAAAAAUUUAAAGGAGUAACUGUUGAAAUACCGCUUUUCAGUUGGUUGAGUUGUCCAAAGCUCAAGAUAUUGAAGCUGGAGAUGGCACCACUACUGUUGUUGUUAUGGCUGGUGACUUUUUGGACGCUGCUGAGAAGUUGUUGAAUAAAGGCAUUCAUCCUACUAUAAUUUCGGACUCUUUUCAACGUGCUGCUGCAAAGGCCGAACAAAUUUUGGAAGAGAUGUCAUAUCCUUUGGACAUUUCGAACGAUGAAGAGCUUAUCAAGUUGGCCACUACAAGUUUGAACUCAAAGGUUGUGUCUCAACAUUCAUGGUCGUUGGCUUCAAUCGCAGUCCAAGCCAUCAAAAAGAUCGUCGACGUUCAGGCUGAUGACAAUGCCAACUUGAACAUGAUCAAGAUUGUGAAAAAGCUAGGAGCAACUGUUGAGGAAUCAGAACUGAUCGAAGGUGCCUUGAUUGAGCAAAAUAAUAUAGGUCACGGAGGUCCAACCAGAGUUGAGAAGGCCAAGAUUGGUCUUAUCCAGUUUCAGGUUUCACUACCAAAGACCAACGUGAGUUUUUAACUUUAUAUUUUAAAAAUUUUCUGUUUUAUACACUAAAUUUAUUAACAUAUCUUUAAAAGGAGCAUUUUUCAUUGUAUGGUUAUAAUUUUUGUGUUUCAGAUGGAAAACCAGGUGUCGAAGGCUCGAAUGAAGAGAAACAAAAGAAGUUGCAUCUUGGGUAUGGCCGGAUGUAACGUUGUUCUCAUUCAAAAGUCAAUCUUGAGGUAGGGAGUGAGGGACAUAUUUACGAUAUUAAUGAAUUAUUUUGUAAAUUUUUAAUUUUUUUAUUUAUUUUUUAGAGAUGCUGUGUCAGAAACUGCGUUGCAUUACUUUGCCAAGAUGAAGAUCAUGGCAAUCAAAGAUAUCGAAAUGGAAGACAUCCAAUUCUACUCUACAAUCCUUGGUUGUCAUCCAAUUGCUUCCAUCGAUCACUUCAACGCUGAAUCUUUGCGACCUGCCGAUUUGGUUGAAGAGAUAGCGACUUCUGGGUCCGAGAGCGUGGUUAAAAUUACUGGACUUCAUUCCACUGGUAAAGCCGUGUCAAUCCUGUUGAGAGGCUCAAACAAGUUGGUAUUGGACCAGGCCGAACGUUCCCUUCACGAUGCUUUGCGCGUAUUGAGGUGUUUGGUUAAGAAACGAGCUUUGUUGCCUGGUGGAGGCGCUCCAGAGAUGGAAGUUGCUGUUACUUUGAGAAAGGAGGCCAAAACCAAGGAAGGAGCUGAACAAUAUUGCUGGAAGGUAAGUUGAUUUUGAAGUUUAAAGUAUUAAGUUAAAAAUUUCUUGAAAACUGACAAAUUUCAUUUGUGUAACAGUCUAAUUUUGAUUUUUCAGGCUUUUGCCGAUGCCUCGGAAGUCAUUCCAUACACAUUGGCCGAGAACGCUGGAUUAUCCCCCAUCACUACAGUUACCAAAUUACGGAAGCAGCACGCCGAUGGCAAAAAGAAUUAUGGAGUAAAUGUGAGGAAGGGCUUCGUUACCGACUUCAAGGAAGAUAAUGUGCACCAGCCUCUGUUGGUAUUACUAUACAUAUAUAGCCUCGGUUCAGAAUUCGUUUGUGACGCACUAACAGAGGAGUUUGUAAGUUACAUUGGUUUAUUGAUAUUUACUAUUAGCGUUGUAUCAAAUAAGUAUAGUGAUUCUAAAAUAUGGUUUAAUAAUAUGAAUUUAUUAGGUUGUAUAUAAAGUAUUGAUUAAUACACACAGUAUAUUAAAUACACACAGUAUAUUUAAUAUACUGUGUGUAUUAACAAAAUUUUCCGCCCUUUUACAGGCUUUUUAAUGCCCGUAGCCAGGGGCGUCGCUAGGGGGGGGGUAUCCUGUUUGUUUGAAAAUUCGAUAUGAAAAAGCUCAAUACUUCUUAUACAACCUAAUAAUUAAAAAAAUAAAUUUCUGUCAAAUUUUUAAGGGUUUAUCCAUUAAUAUGUUAACCUAAUAUAACAUACACUAUUUUAAGACGUGUUAUUAAUAUGAAAAUUUUUAGUACGCUAAGGAAGUCUCGUUAACAUGGAAACAGAUGUCCACACCGCGUACUCUGUUCAGAAUGUCGCAAAGAAUCAUGCGCCAUCCCGAAGUACCACUUUGGAUUUCUUGUGAAGGGAUAUGGUUGUCUCUAGUGGUGGCGAUAAAAAAAUACGCUGCAUUGUGUGGACUACAGCUGCUAAGCCAUCAGUCCGUGAACCAAUUUAUUUCUGUUUGUGUGAAAGCGCAUGAGUUGGAGAUCAAAUUAAGUAACCUUUCAGUGGUUAGUGGGAAGUAAGUACGGUUUGCACUUUUUAUUUUAGCUACAACUUUAAUAUCAAUUGUUUGUUUAAUUAAGAAAUUGGGUGCAGUUAUGGCAUUUUGAGUGUAUUACAUGCUGUUUCUUAUACUCAGUGUCUUGUCCGGAGCGUUUUUCACCGGUCCGAUCCGGCGAUUUUCGGUUCCGGUCCGGUCCAAACUCAAAAUUUUUGGUCCGGUUCGCAAAAAAUUUUUUUUAUUAAAAAUAACAAGAAGCCUUAAAACUGCUUUCUUUUCGCUUAAAAACUCUUAAAAAUGUAUUUUAUUUGCAGUUUUUAAAACUGUUUUGUUAAAAUAGAAAAAAAAAUUUUCGCGGACCGGUCCGGAGCUUUUUCUUCGGCCCGCAUCCGCAGGUUUUGAAUUCGGACAGCAAAAAUUUUAGUUUCGACCCUUCCGCGGACCGGACGGGUCCGGCAAAACACUGCUUAUACUAGCUCUAUUUUACUCAAAUGCAGCCGGUAUGCGGCUCUCUUCGCGUUGCUUAAUUUUUAACUUAAGAUUGUUCAUUAUACAAAAAUAUAUUUAUCGUUUCCUAAUCACGAUGUUUACUCGUAGCUUUCUGGUCCCUUUUGUGGACCAUUUUCUGUAUGAUCUAGAGUAGCUAAAAAACAAUACAAAUAAUUGUUAUAUAAUAAUUGCCAUCAUUAGUAACAAUAUUUUCCUAACCACUGGGUACGGCUAGUUGAAAACAAAAUGCGGACUUUGCUGUUUUUUUAACACUUCGUAUCAAUCGAUAUUUGCAAAUAGUUUUUUUUGAAAAGAAAAAGGUUCGUUUCUGUGUUACUUUACGAUAGUUUAGUCAAAAAGUAAAUAGAAAGUGAAAUAAGAAAAAAUAUCGUUUUAUUUUAUUGUGACGUUCCGUUAUAUUGUGACCCAAUAACGAAGCGGAAAGGCAUAUUAGUCUGCAGUCAACUUGAUGUGCUGGGCAAUUUUUAAUGCGAUUCGAAAAAGCGAUCCAAAAUUCCACACAUUUUUGGCACUAUAGUAUGCUUUGAAGUUGCCUUCUGCGAAUAUGUGUGGUUGAUCUGAGUAAGCGGUAAUCAAGAUAGGCAAUACCUGGUGAAUACUGCGGGAGUUUUAACAGUUUUCAUUUCAGCUUUUUAAUGGUAUACACACAACUUAUUUUGUCACACUUGGCCAAGCGUUGCCAUGAUUUUGUCACAGCUGUAUACUCUCCAAAUAAACCACUUGUUGUUUUUUAA